Arachis duranensis is the source of this 526-nucleotide messenger RNA. RefSeq lists its product as uncharacterized. Bases 65 to 457 code for a protein of 130 amino acids. NCBI's taxonomy places the organism in Eukaryota, Viridiplantae, Streptophyta, Magnoliopsida, Fabales, Fabaceae. The record is from RefSeq and is a predicted model, not a curated record. The transcript has 2 exons.
UUUAGUCGUCAGAGCCAAAACAAGUUUUGGAUUGUGAAAAUAGGGUAAUAGUAAGGAUUAUGUGAUGGAUUUUUUAGUCUCAGUAAUGUCGUCAUCAGGGUUCUUGUCUAUUCAUAGUUUGUUGGAGGUUGAAGGUGAUAGGGAAGCCAUGGAGGAGUAUAUAGGGGAGAAAGCGCCAACGCUGACGACUGCGAAUCUAAAGGUUUUUGUGAAUAAAGCUAAGAAGGUUGAAAAGAAAAGCUCUUCUAUUAAUCUAGUUAACGACAGUGAUGUGGACGGUGCUCAAUCCGCUGCUCUCCAAGUUACGAGGUUUAAGAAGAAGAGGGGUGGAACGACUAAAGUGGUGGACUUGACGAACAUAAAGGACAAUGGGGUAUUUACUGUUGAAUCUAGCUCAAAUCUUCUUGUGUCUUCAUUCUCGGAUUCGUUUCAGUGUUUGGCUCGUGUUGAUGUUUGAGCGAUUUCUAUUGGUAUCAUCGCAUCUGAGCCAUAUAUACAAGUUGGAAUGGUGUUUUACGUGUUGUAG